Messenger RNA from Aspergillus lentulus, 657 nucleotides. The record is from RefSeq and is a predicted model, not a curated record. Lineage: Eukaryota; Fungi; Ascomycota; Eurotiomycetes; Eurotiales; Aspergillaceae.
AUGCUACAGAAAUUCCUUUCUAUCGUUGUCAUCCUGCUCGCGGUCUCCUAUCAUGUCUUUUUUCGGAAUUUCCUGUUCACAUUCCUUGGUGUCGGCCGAAGUCUGAGCCAGAUACAGGAGUUUCCAUAUGCAUGCCGCAGAUUGGAACAUCCUUCCCUGAGCUCCUGCGAGGAUCUGUGGCUAGACGAGGAAAAUCGCACACUAGCAAACAAUUUCAAUGCUUCCGGACGACGAAAGACGGACCAUUUUUCUGUUCUGAAUAUCGAUUAUCCUGGAGAGGAUGACCUAUACGGCGUGCACCACUUGGAAGUCACCGGCCCGUAUAAAGGGAUUAAUCCUGAAAAUGAGAAUGUACUCGACCUCCACGGAUUCGGGGUCCGAAAGCUCAGCCAGUCUCGACUGCAAUUCUUCGUCGUCAAUCAUCGGCCACCUACCAGUCCUGGAGAGCUCUUGGCAGAGAAUAUCAAUGUGGUUGGAGACAAUUCGACGAUAGAGGUGUUUGAGCUGGAGCGGGGGUCGUCGAAGCUCGAAUUUGUCAAGACAAUCGUGGAUGACAACCUGAUAUCCCCGAACGAUUUAACGUGGGUUUCAGAGGGUCAUAUCAUCAUUACCAAUGAUCACUUAACAAAAGGUUGGUCCCUUUCCCGCUUCAUCUGA